ACACACUGCUGGCUUCGCUGUGGCCAUUUGGGGUCUUCCGUCAUCAGUUAUUCGGUGGAUUGACCUGUUUCAGAAUCUAACCGUCACACAACAGCAGUGACGGGAACGCGGGCGCAGUGCAGGCGCUGGAAGCAACCGCACACCCCCCUACAAACGAACCCACGUAGCGGUUUGCCUGCCUUGCUCACCAGAGCCGGCCGAUCCAUCGAUAUUAUUAGCACCUCGCCCAGGGAACAAGUUCAACGGUCAACACACCAAGUGCCCCUCCUGGAUGAGCCGUAGUAUCGUGUGAUUCCCAGGCCGGUUCUUCUAGAAGCUCGAGGAAUGCCCAUGGAUGCAGCAUCUCGUGGACGCUGUUCACUAACAAUUGAAGUACGCAUCUCUUCUCGACUUGGCGGGUGGAAAACCCGACCACGAUAAAUCAGCCGAUAUUGCGUUCUCAAGUCCAAUGCAACAACACCACCACAGAGCGAUUACUCGAAUGCUGGAGUCGAUAAUUAAAGUUCACGGUCAUCCCAUUUCCGUCCCACCCACAACGUCUAACAAGGUGUUGUGGGUGAGGUCAGGGGUGAAGUGGGCGGUGCCCCUCUCAAUUCCCAGGUGCCUGCGAUCGCUGCGGGCAGUGACCACAAAACUAGUCGCGCACUCGAACGCUUGCCAGGGGUGGAUUGGCGGUGGGGGGCCAUGUGCCGACUUGCUGCACCGUUUCAGAAGCCUUUUCUUUCUGGCAGGGCUGCAGUGGUGCGGCACGAUCCUCCACGACGAUGGGCUGACUGAUUGGUGCAAUUGCCGCAGGACUUGCAAGGUUCUCUCCUGACGGCCUCGCUGCUUGCCACGAGCCUGUCCCCUUCGAGCCUCAGCCCAGCCUUAGAGUCACACUGCUCGAAUGCUGUGUAGACUAUCUCAGAGGCCUUAGUAUUAUUUUCGAGCGGGUUUGAAUCCUGGUGUCACAGCGUUUGACAGUUGCGCCAUAUUACUAGCCAGUCGAUUUGGGCUCGACCUCUAGUCUCGAUGCACUCCAUCAACGUUUGGACUUGGAGGGUUAAAACAGAAUGGGCGAAGGACUCGAGAUGCGGAUUUUGGGUGAUCACAGAAUGGCAGGAUUCAAGCUAUCACCUGAGCCUCUUCUUCGCCUAACUACCUUAGUAACCUAGUUACGCGAUCUUAACGCUAGGUUGCUCAGCCCGUCUGAAAAAAAACAAUAUUCGAAGACGCAGCAC
This is a messenger RNA of Lasiosphaeria miniovina, 1220 nucleotides long. RefSeq lists its product as uncharacterized. Lineage: Eukaryota; Fungi; Ascomycota; Sordariomycetes; Sordariales; Lasiosphaeriaceae. The transcript has a single exon. Bases 449 to 817 code for a protein of 122 amino acids. The record is from RefSeq and is a predicted model, not a curated record.